Messenger RNA from Labeo rohita (rohu), 1950 nucleotides. RefSeq names its product apoptosis antagonizing transcription factor (gene aatf). The record is from RefSeq and is a predicted model, not a curated record. Bases 51 to 1742 code for a protein of 563 amino acids. NCBI's taxonomy places the organism in Eukaryota, Metazoa, Chordata, Actinopteri, Cypriniformes, Cyprinidae. Gene Ontology annotation, biological process: regulation of transcription by RNA polymerase II. The transcript is spliced from 12 exons. Gene Ontology annotation, cellular component: nucleolus; nucleus.
CUCCGGCGCACUCUGAUGAUGUCACGACAGAGUUACAGCGUGGGACAGUCAUGGCAGCUUCCAUAUCACAGCAGCUCGAGGAUUUAUUAAAUCCUUUACCAAACUUCGUGGAUCCUGAGGAUGACCAAGAUGAAGAGACGAAAGCCAAAGUCAUAGAGAAGUUUGAUGAAGGUGAUGAUGAUGAUGAAGAACUUUCAUCUGGCCAUCUGCGGAAGCGCUCUGCUGCAAUUCUGGCUGAUGGUGAUCGUCGAUAUCGUGGCAAGGCAACAUCCAGGAAAGAUAUACAGAAAGAGUUAGACGGAUCAGCAGAUGAAGAUGAAGGUGAUGAUGAUGAUGAUGAGGAAGAUGAAAAUGAAAUGCUGGACAAAUACAUGGAGUGCAUCAAAGAUGAUGAUGAUGACGAGGAAGAGGAGGAUGACGAGGAUGAUGAUGAUGACGACGAUGAAGAAGAGCAAGGUGAUGACGAGGAGGAUCUUAAUGAAGACGAUAGCUCACAGAUGUCCAGCUUAGUAUCUAAAAUGAAAGGCACAGACUUUAUGAAACUCACAGAGGGAAUGGAUGAUCUGGGAGAGAGUGAGGAAGAAGAGGACUCAGCUGCCAGUGAAGGAGAGAGUGAAGAAGGCUCUGAGGAAGAGGAAGAAGGCGAAGAGGAGGAAACAGCCCUGAGGACCUUCUCUAAAGAGAAAGUUGAUGAAGAGGUUGAAAAAGGGAAAGCCGUGAAAAAUCAGCUCGCUCUUUGGGACAUGAUGCUUGAAAGGCGAAUCAAACUGCAGAAAGCUCUUGUGAUAGCCAAUCAGCUUCCACAGCCACAGACAUUCCCAGAGUUCAAGAGCAGGGGAGGGGCUGAAUAUGCAGAAGCUUUAAAAAACAGUCAUAAAGCCCUAAAGGCUCUACAAAGGUCUCUGCUGGAACUCCAAGAUCUGCUGCUCUACCAAAACCCUGAAACCAGAACCAUCUCUCAGGGAAAGACCUGGGACGCCAACAGCAGCAGUGCUAAAGAUGAUGAAGAGAUUAACAGUGAGGAUGAUAUGGAAAAUGGGGAUGACGUCCAAGAGGAAGAACAGGAAGAAGUGCGAAACGGACCCCUGAAACGAAAACUGGAAAUGGCAGAGUAUCCUGACUUUAUGGCUAAACGAUUUGCUGCUUUUCUGCCUUACCGUGAUGCCACCCUGCAGAAAUGGUAUGACAAGACACGACUCGCAACCGGCAACAGUAAAAAGGGUUUUGGAGCUUUUGACAGGAACAUCCUUACACAGGUGGAGCAGGUUUUAAUGGACAAAGAGAGGCUGGUGAAACGUACACAGACGCGCAGGUCUGAAUACAGAGUUCUGGGGAAGCCGGAGCCCAUCACGCCUGAAAUAGACAGCAGUAAAUCAGAGGGAGAGGCAGCUGAACUGGCACUGAAAGCUAAUGUGCACCUUAAAGAUUUGGACGAGGAGAUUUUUGAUGACGAUGACUUUUACCACCAGCUACUUCGAGAGCUUAUUGAGCGGAAAACAAGUGCGACAGACCCCAAUGAUCAAGUGGCCAUGGGAAAGCAGUGGCUUGCCAUCCAGAAACUACGAAGUAAAAUCAAGAGGAAGGUGGACACCAAAGCCAGCAAAGGCAGGAAGAUCAGGUUUCACAUUCACAGCAAGCUGAUGAAUUUCAUGGCUCCUAUAGACAACAGCAGCAUGAGUGAUGAUGCCCGGUCUGAGCUGUUUCGUUCCAUGUUUGCGAAUGGUCCAGUGAUGUCACAAUGACUGAAACAGCCUUAACAUGCUUAAAAUCCAGCGUGCUGCAUUGUUCCCACACACUUCUGCAGUUGAAAUCCUUCAGGGACCCCAGGCUCAAACCAAGUUUUUUUGUGAUUACCUGUAAAUGAAACUAAACUUCUUUUGAUUUGUAAAAUGACAUAUUUUACUGCCUAUUUGUAUUAAAAGACCAUUUUGUCAACAAAGGGAGUUUUUU